Messenger RNA from Oikopleura dioica, 3495 nucleotides. The record is from the annotation of a GenBank genome assembly. Lineage: Eukaryota; Metazoa; Chordata; Appendicularia; Copelata; Oikopleuridae.
AUGGAAGAGGCUUACAAUUUUUACACCAAUUGUUUUGAACCAGAGAGUGAAUUCUUUGAAGGCAUUCCAAUAACUGCAUUUCCUAAUACAACAGCGGAUGAAGAUAUCCAAUCUGGGCAUGAAGAUUCUCUCGAAGCAAACAGUGAAUUUUACAGAUGGUUUCACUGUCAACCCAUGAACACCUGCAACGGUAGUGGAAAUGAAGGGCAACCGGGGAAUUACGAAAAUCAGCAAAAGAACUUGGAGGACUUUGAAAGCGCUCUCGAAUUUAUUGCCAGAAUGGACGAGAAAGAGAAGACGCCGGAGAAACAAAAAAUGGAAAGAGAAAGAGUUGCCGUAAUCACCCAGUGGCUCAUGAACGACACUGAUCUGCCGGCUCCAAAUCCGAGCUGCCCGAUUCGACAUUCGUUUUCCCCCUUCAAAAUUAAUAAUCAACCUUUUUUUGGACAAGAGCAAAUCUGCAGUCCUGGCCCAAUAGAUUGGAUGCCUUCGAACUCAUCAACAUCAAUUGCUGACAAUCCGAUGACUUCACGGAAGAAUUUCGUCCCUGAUGAUUAUGGUCAUACGGAUCAACCAAAUUAUGAGGAGACUUCAAAAAUGAGGGACAUCCCUCCCCCCAUCCGUCAAUCAACUGAUCAUAAAGACCGAAAUUGUGAAACCGUUAAAGCAAAGAAGCCAAGAUUUGAUGAUUCUCUCGCACGCAUUCAUUACAGUCCAAAAGGGGGCCAAGCCGACCCGAAGGGGAGGCCACACGCAUGCAUUCAUUCCAGUCCGGAACAGAGCCAAGCCGACCCGAAUACCGAUACAGACUUUCACGCUGCAAAUCAAGUCAUCGUUGGUGAUACUGUAGAAGGCGUUGUCCAUGGUCCUGUUGAUAGUCCACACGAGACUUUUGACUAUUUCGUGAAUACAAGCCAGAGUUCGUUUGAACCCAAAUCCAACCAAGAUUUGGUGGUGGAAGAUCCGCAAACAGACGCUCAAAUUGCUGAAAAGAUUACGGCUUACAGGAGCUUGUUUUUGGAUAGAGGACAAUACUCCGCUGCUUCUGAGGAAGAACUGUUCAUGGCAGCACAGUAUCUCUACGAAAACCGCGAGAGACACGACUUCGUAGAAGUAAAAGAUAGAGCAAAUGCUUACAAGGGCUCUGAUCGACCAUUCAAAUGCAAUUUUUGCCCUUUUUAUUCAAUGACUCGAACGUUCAAUUCCAAAGAAGAGAUCAUCCGACACUUCCGCCGGCACCUAAAAGAUUUUACUUUCGUCUGCAAGUACUGCCAAAAAGGAUUUCCGAGGUCGGACAAAAGAAAGAGCAUGUUAAGAAUCACCACACAAAUCAGACUCGCAGAUGUUGAUGACCAAUUCAGGCUGAAUCGAUCACUAGGCAAAUUCAAUCUUCUUCUCCGCUCAAAGUUCAUUUUAUCCGUACUGAAAAAUAUUGUUCUUAUACCUUUCAAACAAAACGAGGCUCCCUUGCAUCAAAUGCAGACCAACACCAAUUCAACCAAUGCCAUGCAUACGAGAGAAAAUCAGAACCAUUCUGGGGCGUCUUCUCAAAACGCUGCUUUCGCUGUUCAAAUUCUUCCUCAAUUACAGAAUCCGUGCUCCAAUGGUUCUCAGAACUGUUACCUGUCAAACGUCGAUUCUUAUACAACAAGUUCAGUUCAACCAAUAGCUUCAAUUGCUUACAACAACGUCAUUCAAAAUACGGUCUCCUCGAAUCAAAUGCCGAUCAAUACCAAUUUUCCCAACACGAUGCAUAACAUUCAUAAUCAGAGUCACUAUGGUGCGCGUUUUCAAAACCCUGUUCCUUCUAGUCAGCUGACUCCUCAAUCACAGAAUCUGCAAAACAACCAGAAUACGGUGCCCUCAAAUCAAAUGCCAAUCAUUUCAAAUUCAACAAACACAAUGCAUACACCGAACAAUCAGAAUAUCGCCGACGCGCCUUUUCAAAACGCUGCUUUCGCUGGUCAUCUGACUCCUCAAUCACAGACUGCUGUUUCUCAGAACUAUUACGUAUCCAACGUCAAUUUACACAACGAUAGUGGAAAUGAUUGGCAAGUUGGGAACAACGAAACUCAGCAAAAGAACUUGGAGGAAUUCGAAAGCGCUCUCGAAUUUAUGGACGCAAUGGAUGAGAAAAAUAUGACGCCGGAGGAACAAAAAAUGGAGAAAGAAAGAGUCGCCAAAAUCACCCAGUGGCUCAUGAACGAUACUGAUUCACCGGGUUGGAUGCCUUCAAACUCAUCAACAUCAAUUGCCGACAAUCCGAUGACUUCACGGAAGCAUUUCAUCCCUGGUGAUUAUGGUCAUACGGAUCAGACAAAUAAUGAAGAGACUCCGAAAAUCAGCGACAUCAAUUAUGUGCCCGUUGAAGCAAAGAGGCCAAGAUUUGAUGAUUCUCUCACAAAAACUGAUAGAUAUGAAGAUACAGACUAUCACGCUUCGAAUGAAGUCAUCGUAGGUUAUUAUGAAGAAGGCGAUGUACAUGGGCCUGUUGGUAGUCCUAUCGAGACUUUUUCUCCAAUUGUCCAAAACCAAAAUACGACCUCCUCGAAUCAAAUGCCGAUCAACACAAACUUUACCAACAAGAUGCAUAACAUCUACAAUCAGAAUCACACUGGUGCGCGUUUUCAAAACCAUGUUCCUGCUAGUCAGCUGACUCCUCAAUUACAGAAUCCGCAAAAUAAUCAGUACGGGAACCUGCCCUUCUACAAUGCCUCGCAGAAAAGUCAGGCAUCGCAGAUUGAUUUUACGACAACAAGCUUAGGUUCGCUGGAAGACAUUUUUGAUCAGCUAAACUCGCCCUCGUCGAACACCUUUGAGGACCAAUAUUGCUCCAAUCAGCAACAUUACAAUUUUCCAAAAAUAUCAGACUCACAUAAUUCUUCAAAUGUCACUGACACUGCUCCGACAAGCACGAAUGCCCUGCCAAACUAUGAUGCAAUGGGCGAUACAGAAACGGAUCUAGUUACGGAAUUCGACAAAAUGUUCCCAUACAACGGCUCAGAACAGAUGAACGACGAAAACGAUCUCGAUUAUUAUCACGAGCAACUUAUCUCAUCAAAUGAGCUCGGUAGCUUUGAUAAAAAACCUGAAUUUGGCCCGGUUUAUGUGGAACAAACGAGUUCUGUUACUUUGCACGCUCAAUCAUUUCAGCAAAAUAUCCACGACACCGGCGAUUACCACGCUGUCAAUAACAAUGUCUCGACGGGUUUUGAACCGAAAGCGGACGCUGUAAUGGUACAGACUCAACCUACUUGCAAGAACUCUCCCAGUCUGAGAGAUAUGCUUGGAAAGAAGGAAAUACUAAAAACUUUAUCCGAGGAAGAACGAAGCGAAAUUGCGCAGAAAUUAACGAAAGAUCGGAUGCAGGCUACGACCAGGAGAAUGAAUAUCACUGUGAUAUGUGCCGCUUUUUCCCGAAAAAAGACGCUUCUCGUCAAGUACGAACCUUCAACAGUUUGGACCAAAAGUUCCGACAUCAUCGUCGACACUUGA